Messenger RNA from Nymphaea colorata (pocket water lily), 1090 nucleotides. RefSeq lists its product as uncharacterized. The transcript is spliced from 6 exons. Gene Ontology annotation, molecular function: protein binding. Lineage: Eukaryota; Viridiplantae; Streptophyta; Magnoliopsida; Nymphaeales; Nymphaeaceae. The record is from RefSeq and is a predicted model, not a curated record. Bases 32 to 781 code for a protein of 249 amino acids.
GAUCGAUUCAAAUACUCGUACACAGUUUUUGAUGAUAUUGGUUGGGGACUUGGGCGCCGGGGUCUUGUUAGCAGGAUGCAACGCAGGCUCCCAAACGAGCAGACGAGAGAGUGGCUCCAACAGCAGAGCUGCGGAGAGGGCGACUACUGAAGCAGGGCCAAGACACAAUCACGCGCGCAAAAGGGCAGCCAUGAUUCGUCGAUUCCUGAGAAUCCCGACGCAGUACGCGCGCAGACGAGAUGCAUUAUCUUUUCGAGUCCGCCGGAAUUGCUCGUCGUACGGAGGAGGAAGAGAGGACACCUCAAUGGAAGAGGAUGCUGAGAGGAAGAUUGGAUGGCUACUGAAAUCUAUUUUCGUUGGAACUGCUGUAUAUUUUGGCUAUCAGUUUUUCCCAUACAUGGGUGAUAAUUUGGUGCAGCAGUCUAUUUCUCUACUAUGUGUCAAGGAUCCUUUGUUCAAAAGAAUGGGAGCAUCAAGAAUUUCCCGUUUUGCAACUGACGAUGAAAGGAGGACAAAAAUUAUAGAAAUGGGCGGAAUUGAGAGGCUUGUGACUAUGCUAGAGGGAGCUACUGAUGACCGCACACGCAAGGCAGCACUUAAAGCACUUGAUGCCCUUUCACACACUGAUGCAGCUGUCAAAGCCUUGCACGAAGCUGGUGCUGUAGCAAUCAUCAAGUCGACACCAAAUUCAUCUGAUGGCGAAGUAACAAAAUACAAAUCUAACCUGUUCAAAAGAUUUCAAGAUCUAAAGUACGAAACACCUCUGACGGACAUGGAAUAGGUGAAAAGACCUGCAUUCGCUGCCUAUUUUUCUAGAUUUUUUUAAAAUUCUGUCAGCAGCAGUUGUUAUACAUGACACAAUCCCCAGAAAUAAAUUAUCCCUGAGUGCAGGCUUGGACAAUCAUAUGACAUGGGAGUGUAUCUCAAUCCAGCAAUCUGAAUCUAGCACUCGUGUCUGACAAGAUUGUUAUAGAAUGAAACAUGAAAAUUUCUGUGGAAUUUUAUUUAGUACUAAGGGGGUUGUUCAACUCCUUCAGAGAGCAAAAUGUAGUAACUGACGAGGCUGCUUAUUGAAUUGUUUUCUUGCUUA